GUGACCAUGCCUGCCCUCGGCCCAGCUCUUCUCCAGGCACUCUGGGCUGGGUGGGUCCUUGCCCUCCAGCCCUCUCCACCGGCUGCCUUUACUCCUAACGGAACACAUCUGCAGCAUCUGGCACAGGACCCCGUCUCAGGCACCCUCUACCUUGGGGCCACCAACUUCCUGUUCCAGCUGAGCCCGGAACUGCAGCUGGAAGCCACCGUUUCCACUGGCCCUGUACUGGACAGCAGGGACUGCCUGCCACCCGUGCUGCCCGAUGAAUGUCCCCAGGCCCAGCCCACCAACAACCCGAACCAGCUACUCCUGGUGAGCCCAGGGGCCCUGGUGGUGUGCGGGAGUGUGCACCAGGGGGUCUGCGAGCAGCGGCGCCUCGGGCAGCUCAGCCAGCUGCUGCUGCGGCCGGAGCGGCCUGGGGAUACCCAGUAUGUGGCUGCCAAUGACCCUGCAGUCAGCACAGUGGGGUUGGUGGCCCAUGGCCUGGCUGGGGAGCCCCUCCUCUUUGUGGGGAGGGGCUAUACCAGCAGGGGUGUGGGGGGUGGCAUCCCACCCAUCACGACCCGGGCCCUGCAGCCACCAGACCCCCAGGCCGCCUUCUCCUACGAGGAGACGGCCAAGCUGGCGGUGGGCCGCCUCUCGGAGUACAGCCACCAUUUUGUGAGCGCUUUUGCACGUGGAGCCAGUGCCUACUUCCUGUUCCUGCGGAGGGACCUGCAGGCUCAAUCCAGAGCCUUCCGCACCUAUGUGUCCCGUGUGUGCCUCCGGGACCAGCACUACUACUCUUACGUGGAGCUGCCCCUGGCCUGCCAGGGUGGCCGCUAUGGGCUGGUCCAGGCUGCGGCCGUGGCCAUGUCCAGAGAGGUGGCCCGUGGGGAAGUGCUCUUUGCAGCCUUUUCCUCGGCCGCUCCUCCUGCCGUGGGCCGACCCCCUUUGGCAGCUGCUGGGGCAUCGGGAGCCUCGGCCCUCUGUGCUUUCCCUCUGGAUGAGGUGGAUCGACUUGCCAAUCGCACGCGAGAUUCUUGCUACACCCGGGAGGGGCGCGCUGAGGAUGGGGCCGAGGUGGCCUAUAUCGAGUAUGAUGUGAAUUCCGACUGUGCACAGCUGCCUGUGGACACCCUGGAAGCCUACCCCUGCGGCUCAGACCACACGCCCAGCCCCAUGGCCAGCCGCGUCCCACUGGAAGCCACGCCAGUGCUGGAGUGGCCCGGGGUGCAGCUAACCGCUGUGGCUGUCACCAUGGAGGAUGGACACACCGUCGCUUUCCUGGGUGACAGUCAAGGGCAACUGCAUAGGGUGUACUUGGGCCUGGGGAGCAACGGCCACCCGUACUCCACACAGAGCAUCCAGCAGGGGUCUGCAGUCAGCAGGGACCUCACCUUUGAUGGGGCAUUCGAGCACCUGUAUGUCAUGACCCAGAGCAUGCUUCUCAGAGUCCCCGUGGCGUCCUGUGCCGAGCACCUGGACUGUGCAUCUUGCCUUGCUCACAGGGACCCAUACUGUGGGUGGUGUGUGCUCCUUGGCCGGUGCAGUCGCCGUGCCGAGUGCUCGCGGAGCCAGGGCCCAGAGCGGUGGCUGUGGAGCUUCCAGCCGGAGCCGGGCUGUCUGCAAGUGGCAGCCCUCAGUCCUUCCAGCAUCAGCCGAGAGGAGAGGAGGGAGAUUUUCCUGUCGGUCCCAGACCUGCCACCGCUGCAGCCGGGGGAGUCGUAUUCCUGCCACUUUGGAGAACACGAGAGUCCAGCCCUGCUGACUGGUUCUGGGGUGAUGUGCCCCUCCCCAGACCCUAGAGAUGCCCCAGCGCUGCAGAGAGGAGCCGACCACGUCUCCGUGACUGUGGAGCUCAGGUUUGGUGCCAUCUUGAUCACCCAGGCUGCCCUCUCCUUCUAUGACUGCGCGGCGCUCACUGAGCUCCACCCGUCUGCGCCGUGCCAGGCCUGCGUGAGCAGCAACUGGGGGUGCCACUGGUGUGUGUGGCAGCACCUGUGCACGCACAAGACCUCCUGUGACGCUGGGCCCAUGGUGGUGAGCCAACAGAGCCCGCUGCUCUCCCCAGCCCCUCCUGCAGGAAGUGCACCUACUCCCUCCCCACCCAUGGCCCCCUCAGCCACAGUCAGCCCUGCUCCCAACACCCUUCCCAUGGAGCCCGGAGCUCCUGCCACAGCCACAGCCUCACACAUCUCGCCUGGGGCCAGGCCUUCCCUGUUCAGCCCUGGGGUGCCUGCCCGCACCUCCACAGAGCCACCUCUCCAGGAGGAGCAUCCCCCGCCAAGCCCCCCCAGCAGGCCUGUUCCUGCCCCCACUGUCCCUGGAGCCACACCUGAGAACCUCUCGGCCUCUGACCCAUCACCCUCAGAUGCAGCAGCGCUGCCCCCUGCCCUGGCAGACCCUGGCCCUGAAGCCCUCCCCUCUGUAGUACCCCUGGACCAGCCCCCCGGCACUGCUCCCACCACCACUUUCCCAGGGGCCGCUGGCUCCACGAAGCCCGCUCUGGACUGGCUAAUGAGAGAAGGCGGCGAGCUGCCCGAGGCGGACGAAUGGACGGGGGGUGACGUGCCCGCCUUCUCCACUUCCACCCUCCUCUCAGGUGAUGGAGACUCGGCUGAGCACGAGGGUCCUCCCGCCCCCCUCAUCCUCCUGUCCAGCUUCGACUACCAGUACGACACCCCCGGGCUCUGGGAGCUGGAGGAGGUGAACCGGGGGCCGAGCGCCUGCCCCUGUGUGGAGAGUGUUCAGGGCUCCGUGCUGAGGCCGGUCCACGUGAAGCGAGAAGUCCGGCUGCUCGGCAGGAACCUGCGCCUUUUCCAGGACAGCCCAGGAGAGAACGAGUGUGUGAUGGAGCUGGAGGGCCACGAGGUGGUGGUUGAAGCCUGGGUGGAGUGUGCGCCGCCUCCGGACACCCAGUGCCGUGUCACCUGCCAGCAGCACCAGCUCAGCUACGAGGCUCUGCAGCCUGAGCUCCGCGUGGGGCUGUUUCUGCGCCGAGCCGGCCGCCUGCGUGUGGACAGUGCUGAUGGGCUGCACGUGGUCCUGUAUGACUGUUCUGUGGGACACGGGGACUGCAGCCGCUGCCAAACCGCCAUGCCCCAGUACGGCUGCGUGUGGUGUGAGGGCGAGCGUCCGCGUUGCAUGGCCCAGGAGGCCUGUGGCAAGGCUGCGGCUGUGGCCACCCAGUGCCCUGCGCCCCUCAUCCACUCGGUGGAGCCACUGACCGGGCCUGUGGACGGACGCACCCGGAUCACCAUCAGGGGCUCUAACCUGGGCCAGCACGUGCAAGAUGUGCUGGAUACAGUCAGGGUGGCCGGAGUGCCCUGUGCUGUGGAUGCCCAGGAGUAUGAGGUAUCCAGCAGCCUCGUGUGCAUCACUGGGGCCAGCAGGGAGGAGACGGCAGGUCCUGCGACGGUGGAGGUGCCGGGGAGAGGACGCGGUGUCUCAGAGAACCACUUUGCCUACCAGGACCCAGAGGUAAAUUCCAUCUUCCCAACCCGUGGCCCCAGAGCUGGAGGCACCAGCCUCACCCUGCGUGGCUCUAAGCUUCUGACUGGGCGGCAGGAGGACAUCCGAGUUGUGGUUGGAGACCAGCCUUGUCAUCUGCUGCCAGAGCAGCAGUCGGAGCAGCUGCGGUGUGAGACCAGCCCCCGCCCCGCGCCUGCCAUGCUGCGUGUGGCCGUGUGGUUUGGAGCCACUGAGCGGAGGCUCCGACAAGGCUGGUUCGAGUACACGCUGGACCCCAACAUCACAUCUGCUGGCCCCGCCAAGAGCUUCCUCAGUGGAGGACGUGAGAUACGGGUCCAUGGCCAGAAUCUGGAUGUGGUACAGACACCAAGAAUCCGAGUGACAGUGAUGCCAAGGGCGAUGCAGCCCGGCCAGGGGCUUGGGCGGAGGCGCCGUGUGAUCCCUGAGACAGCGUGCUCCCCGGGAGCCUCCUGUGGUGGUCAUCACUCUGAGGAGCUGUGCCACACGAACUCCUCCCAGCUCAUCACGUGCCACUCGCCUGCCCUCCCCGGCCUGCCUGGGGGCUCUUGGGUCCAGGUGGACUUUGUCCUCGACAACCUGGUCUUUGACUUUGCAACACUGAACCCCACACCCUUUUCUUAUGAGGCUGACCCCAUCCUGCAGCCCCUCAACCCCGACGACCCCAGCAUGCCGUUCCGGCACAAGCCAGGGAGUGUGCUUUCUGUGGAGGGAGAGAAUCUGGACCUUGCGAUGUCCAAGGAGGAGGUGGUGGCCAUGAUUGGGGACGGUCCCUGUGUGGUGAAGACGCUGACCCGGCACCACCUGUACUGCGAGCCCCCUGUGGAGCAGCCCCUGCCACGGCACCACGCCCUCCGGGAGGCACCUGACGCUUUGCCCGAGUUCACGGUGCAGAUGGGGAACCUGCGCUUCUCCCUGGGUCGUGUGCAGUAUGAUGGCGAGAGCCCUGUGGCCUUUCCUGUGGCAGCCCAGGUGGGCCUGGGGGUGGGCACCUCUCUUCUGGCUCUGGGUGUCCUCAUCAUUGUCCUCAUGUACAGGAGGAAGAGCAAACAGGCCCUGAAGGACUAUAAGAAGGUUCAGAUCCAGUUGGAGAAUCUGGAGAGCAGCGUGCGGGACCGCUGCAAGAAAGAGUUCACAGACCUCAUGACUGAGAUGACCGAUCUCACCAGUGACCUUCUGGGCAGCGGCAUCCCCUUCCUCGACUACAAGGUAUAUGCCGAGAGGGUCUUUUUCCCCGGGCACCAGGAGUCGCCCUUGCACCGGGACCUGGGUGUACCAGAGAGCAGGCGGCCCACAGUGGAACAAGGGCUGGGGCAGCUCUCCAACCUGCUCAACAGCAAGCUUUUCCUCACCAAGUUCAUCCACACACUGGAGAGUCAGCGCACCUUCUCAGCUCGGGACCGGGCCUACGUGGCAUCUCUGCUCACCGUGGCUCUGCAUGGGAAGCUCGAGUACUUCACUGACAUCCUCCGCACCCUGCUCAGUGACCUGGUGGCUCAGUACGUGGCCAAGAACCCCAAGCUGAUGCUGCGCAGGACAGAGACUGUGGUGGAGAAGCUGCUCACCAACUGGAUGUCCAUCUGCCUCUACGCCUUUGUGAGGGACUCGGUCGGGGAGCCCCUAUACAUGCUCUUCCGGGGAAUUAAGCAUCAAGUGGACAAGGGGCCGGUGGACAGCGUGACUGGCAAAGCCAAAUACACCCUGAAUGACAACCGCCUGCUCCGAGAGGAUGUGGAAUACCGUCCCCUGACCUUGAACGCAAUAUUGGCUGUGGGGCCUGGAGCGGCAGAGGCCCAGGGAGUGCCCGUGAAGGUCUUGGACUGUGAUACCAUCUCCCAGGCCAAGGAGAAGAUGCUGGACCAGCUUUAUAAAGGAGUGCCUCUCGCCCAGCGGCCAGACCCCCGCACCCUGGAUGUCGAGUGGAGGUCUGGGGUGGCCGGGCACCUCAUUCUUUCAGACGAAGAUGUCACUUCCGAGGUCCAGGGUCUCUGGAGGCGCCUGAACACCCUGCAGCAUUACAAGGUCCCAGAUGGAGCAACCGUGGCCCUCGUUCCCUGCCUCACCAAACACGUUCUCCGGGAAAACCAGGAUUACGUCCCUGGAGAGAGGACCCCAAUGCUGGAGGAUGUGGACGAGGGGGGCAUCCGGCCCUGGCACCUGGUGAAGCCAACCGAGGAGCCGGAGCCACCCAGGCCUCGGCGGGGCAGCCUGCGGGGCGGGGAGCGUGAGCGAGCCAAGGCCAUCCCCGAGAUCUACCUGACCCGCCUGCUGUCCAUGAAGGGCACCCUGCAGAAGUUUGUGGACGACCUGUUCCAAGUGAUUCUCAGCACCAGCCGCCCCGUGCCACUUGCUGUUAAGUACUUCUUUGAUCUGCUGGACGAGCAGGCCCAGCAGCACGGCAUCUCCGACCAGGACACUGUCCAUAUCUGGAAAACCAACAGCUUACCACUGAGGUUCUGGAUCAACAUAAUCAAAAACCCGCAGUUUGUGUUAGACGUGCAGACAUCUGACAACAUGGACGCGGUGCUCCUUGUCAUUGCCCAGACCUUCAUGGAUGCCUGCACCCUGGCUGAUCACAAGCUGGGCCGGGACUCCCCUAUCAACAAACUUCUGUACGCCCGGGAUAUUCCCCGUUACAAACGGAUGGUGGAAAGGUACUACGCAGACAUCAGACAGACCAUCCCGGCCAGUGAUCAAGAGAUGAACUCCGUCUUGGCCGAGCUGUCCCGGAACUGCUCUGGAGACCUUGGGGCACGAGUGGCCCUGCACGAACUCUACAAGUAUAUCAACAAAUACUAUGACCAGAUCAUCACUGCCCUGGAAGAAGAUGGCACGGCCCAGAAGAUGCAGCUGGGCUAUCGGCUCCAGCAGAUUGCAGCUGCUGUGGAAAACAAGGUCACGGAUCUGUAGGGACCUGAUGAGCCCUGGUCUGCUCUGGCCUCUCAACCCCACCUGGGCAGCCCUGGAACCACGAGAGACCACCUUCUUAGAUGCCUGUAGUGACUGACAAGUGGAGUUAGAGGAAGGUGGGCUCCUGGCCUCCUGGUGGCUCUGCCUGGCACCCUGAGGCUCACCAAGUGGUGCCCAGCCUGCUCCCCGAGCCCAGUGACCCUGUGGGCUACUUCCUAUGUGACGCCUAUCUGUGGGAACUCAAAGACCAAGGGCUUCCUGAGUGGCCAGAAGGGCCUCUAGUCUCCUGGGGACACUGUACUGUUUCUGAACACCGGCCAUCAGCCCACUGGGCUUCAGAGAGGAAGGAGAGAGCCCCACACUCCUUGCCCCGGCCUCCCUCCUCCAUCAUCCUUGACCUCAGUUUAGCUGCCUCUGGCCUUGUUGCUGCUGCCACAUUCCUAGGUCCGAGAGAUGGAUGCCUUUCCUAGGCCGCUGCAAACUGACCCAUCAGCCAGGCUGGCUGCCUCCAGGCCUCCUGCCUCACAGGCAGCCAGUGGUGAGGGGCUCCUGCUGCAGGGGGCUUUGGGGAGAGUGGUGGCCCCACUGACCCAGCUCUUCAAUAAAGGAUAACAUGCCA
This is a messenger RNA of Choloepus didactylus (southern two-toed sloth), 7000 nucleotides long. RefSeq names its product plexin B1 (gene PLXNB1). Bases 7 to 6381 code for a protein of 2124 amino acids. The transcript is spliced from 36 exons. The record is from RefSeq and is a predicted model, not a curated record. Lineage: Eukaryota; Metazoa; Chordata; Mammalia; Pilosa; Megalonychidae. Gene Ontology annotation, molecular function: protein binding; semaphorin receptor activity. Gene Ontology annotation, biological process: positive regulation of axonogenesis; negative regulation of cell adhesion; regulation of cell shape. Gene Ontology annotation, cellular component: semaphorin receptor complex.